This is a messenger RNA of Aspergillus puulaauensis, 1701 nucleotides long. Its product is annotated as CAIB/BAIF family enzyme. Bases 1 to 1701 code for a protein of 566 amino acids. NCBI's taxonomy places the organism in Eukaryota, Fungi, Ascomycota, Eurotiomycetes, Eurotiales, Aspergillaceae. Gene Ontology annotation, molecular function: catalytic activity. The transcript is spliced from 4 exons. The record is from RefSeq and is a predicted model, not a curated record.
AUGGCUUCUUAUUCGCCCGUUAAAGAAGCAGGGCGCAUAUUUUCAUUGCUUUGCGAUCAAGCUGAGCGCCUCAAUCUUCCGGAGGAAGUGGUUGCAGGACAAGAUGCCGUAUCCUUCAAUUCAUCUCACGACCAAAUUUAUUUUCCAAUUCCAUUCAAGGAGACAGAGACGCUCGCUGCGCUGAAAGGUGUCGAGGGAUCCGUGGCGGCUGCAAUCGCAGACCUAAGAUAUGGACCAGCUGCACAGAAGCGCAAUGUGAAGGUCAACUUAGAACUCGCGACAGCGUUCGGUUGCCAGGCGUACAUGGCCAAGGUAGAUGGGCUAUCUAAACUGGACCCGGAGGUGAAAAAGAAGCUCAAAGAUACCGACUUGCUUGCUGCGCAGUCAAAUGGGUACCGCCGCAUGUCGGCAAAUUUAUAUAAGACCAAGAAUGAGGGUGAAUUCUUUCAUAUUCAUGGUUCGCUUGAGGCUACAACCACAUUAAACAUGAUCGGGUUGGAAGGGCACCGGCCAGACUUGACGGACUACGAGGAGGUCAUCAAGGUCAUCGAAAGCCACGUGCAGAAAUACUCUGCAGCUGAGCUGGAGGAAAUGAACAAGGAACGGAGGCAGGCGGGUGUAACAGCGUUCAAGUAUGACGACUUCAUCAAAACACCACACGGCCAACUCAACGUCCAAGAACCACCAUGGAAAAUCACCAAACUUUCUGGAAAUAUCGCACCAACACCAUUCCCUUCUGCCAAUGGUAGCCAGAAAAUCUUGAAAGGCGUCAAAGUGCUUGAACUUUGCCGAAUCAUCGCGGGUCCCACCGUUGCCCGUAUCUUAUCGGAGUACGGCGCAGACGUACUCAAGAUCACGAGCCCCCACCUCUCAGACGUUCCUUUCUUCCAAGUUGACGGGAACAUGGGUAAGCAUGCUGCGGACCUCGACCUCAAGACCCCCGAAGGACGACAGAUCUUUGAAACGCUCCUUGCAGAUGCAGAUGUCCUUGUAGAUGGAUACCGCCCCGGCGCACUAGAACGCCUAGGUUACGGGCCGGAAUCUCUCGCCACCCUCGCCGAGAAGCGCGGAAAGGGCAUUGUCUAUGUUAACGAGAACUGCUUUGGCUAUGAGGGUGAGUGGGCUGGCCGACCGGGCUGGCAACAGAUAGCAGAUUGCGUCACAGGGAUUGCAUGGGCACAGGGACAGUUCAUGAAACUUUCCAACCCUGUGGUCCCACCUUUCCCAAUCUCCGACUAUGGCACGGGCUGCAUGGGCGCAAUCGCGGCAUUGACGGGACUUUACAACCGCGCCAGGUACGGCGGAUCGUACCACGGAAAAGCUUCACUGAUGCAUUACGACCUUCUCCUGUUCGCCGUCGGGAAAUACUCCGAAUCUGUGCAAGAAGCCAUGCGCACGAGUCAGAACAAGGAGUUCUUCGCCCUGCGACACUGCGAUAGCGUCGACCGGAUUUCGUCGACCGUGCUGAGGGGCAUGAAGGAGCGGUUCCCGCAUCUGUAUCUGUCACCUAAAGCUGGGACCGAGGCUUUGACUGAAAAAUGGUAUUCGAAGGCGUACAGCGCAGACAUCGAGGUUGUGAAGCCGAUUGCGGAGAUUGAUGGCGUGGAUAACCAGUUUGAGAGGGCAAGCCGACCGAAUGGGACGGACAGACCUUCAUGGGACGACUUCGGAAUGGACGAUGGAGACAAGAGGUUGAUUUAG